AACAAAAGGGGGUAAAUGAUAAUUUGUUUAACACGAGGACUUUUUAGCAAUUAGACAUUAGAGAGAGGGGGUCUGUGCUAAUACCUCACGAUAUAAACAUGGCCGCCCCUGCAAAUUAGAAACCCCCAAUAUUCAUAUUAUUCUGAUGCAAGUGCAACUGAAUAACCCGUUCGGUUUUGGUAACAAUUGAAUACAAAAAAGUUUUGUAAGAACAGUCUCACACACACUCCAGGGUUUCUCCAACGCGGUUUCAGACAUCAGAUUUCAGAACGCGGCGGCGGCGGCGGCGGCGGCGGCGGAUACCGGCAUACUGCAGCUGCUUUCCAGAGAGAGAGAGAGAGAGAGAGAGAGAAUGCAGAUACUGAAGGGUUUUUGUCAAAGCCCACCGCCGCCGACGAUAACCUCCGCCGCCACAUCUUCAUUGGGUUUCUUCAAUCUCGAAAGAAGUACACUUUACAGGGGCGGCGCUUCUAUUCCAAUGAACCGAAACGUAAAACCCUCGAAUAAUUUUUCCCUAAGGGCUCCUCAAAUUAUUUGCAAAGCUUCUUUGGAAGUUCAACAUUCUUCCCCCAGGGGUACUGAUAUAGCGGUCCAUGGGGUGUCGGAAACGGUUGUGGGUGUUCUAGGGGGAGGGCAGCUUGGGCGUAUGUUGUGCGAAGCAGCUUCACAGCUGGCGAUAAAGGUUGUAAUUUUGGAUCCAAUGGAGAAUUGUCCGGCAAGUAACCUAUGCCAUUAUCAUAUGGUCGGCAGCUACGAUGAUAGUGCCACAGUUGAAGAAUUUGCCAAAAGAUGUGGAGUAUUGACCGUUGAAAUCGAGCAUGUCGAUGCUGCAACUCUCGAGAAACUUGAACAACAAGGCGUUGAUUGCCAACCUAAAGCUUCGACUAUCCGGAUUAUUCAGGAUAAGUACCUCCAGAAGGUCCAUUUUUCUCGACAUGCAAUUCCGCUGACUAAAUUCGUACAGAUAGAAGAUCUUGAAAGUGCUAAAAAAGCAGGGGAAAUUUUCGGUUAUCCACUUAUGAUAAAGAGCAAAAGGCUGGCUUACGAUGGACGAGGAAAUGCAGUUGCUAAAACCGAAGACGAAAUUUCUCAGGCAGUAAAUGCCCUUGGAGGAUAUGCUCGUGGUUUAUAUGUAGAGAAAUGGGCACCAUUUGUGAAGGAGCUUUCUGUCAUCGUGGCAAGAGGAAGAGAUAAUACCGUGCUGUGCUAUCCUGUCGUAGAAACUAUUCACAGGGAGAACAUUUGUCACAUUGUUAAAUCACCUGCCGACGUAUCGUGGAAGACGAUGAAACUAGCCACAGAUGUUGCAUAUAAAGCUGUGAGUUCAUUAGAAGGCGCCGGUGUUUUUGCGGUCGAGUUGUUUCUCACAUCUGACGGUCAGGUAUUACUGAAUGAAGUAGCACCUAGACCUCAUAAUAGCGGGCACCAAACAAUCGAGUGUUGUUUCACUUCGCAAUACGAGCAGCAUUUAAGGGCUGUCGUUGGACUUCCACUAGGCGAUCCGUCGAUGAAAACCCCUGCUUCUAUCAUGUACAAUAUACUCGGUGAAGACGAGGGAGAACAGGGUUUCGUUAUUGCUAAUAAACUUAUUGGAAGGGCGUUGAAUAUUCCAGGGGCAACAGUUCAUUGGUAUGACAAACCAGAGAUGAGGAAGCAAAGAAAGAUGGGUCAUGUCACACUCGUUGGACCUUCUAUGGGCAUUGUUGAAGCUCGAUUGAAAUCUAUGUUAGGGGAAGAAAUCGAGGACGACCAGCCUGCAGCUCUGCCACGUGUCGGAAUCAUAAUGGGAUCCGACUCGGACCUACCCGUAAUGAAGGACGCGGCUAAGAUAUUAAGAGAGUUCAAUGUCCCUUCAGAGGUAAGAAUAGUAUCGGCUCACAGGACACCAGAAAUGAUGUUUUCUUAUGCUGCAUCCGCUCGCCAGCGUGGCAUCCAGGUCAUUAUUGCUGGUGCUGGCGGUGCCGCUCACUUGCCAGGCAUGGUAGCUGCAUUGACUCCCUUGCCCGUGAUUGGUGUUCCAGUGCGUGCAUCUACAUUAGAUGGACUCGACUCUCUCUUGUCUAUUGUUCAGAUGCCAAGAGGAGUUCCGGUUGCAACAGUAGCAAUAAAUAAUGCAACAAACGCAGGCCUCUUGGCUGUAAGGUUGUUAGGAAUUAGCGACCUCGACUUGCAAUCCAGAAUGGCGCAAUACCAAGAAGAUAGAAGAGACGAAGUUUUGGUAAAGGAUGAUAAGCUGGAAAAAGGUGGAUGGGAAGACUACUUGAAUUCUUGAUUAUUUUGAUGCUCUUAUUUUGUUCGACAGUUUUGUUUCCUAAGCAGUUAGUUAGUUAGUUGGUCCACAAAGUGAACAAAUGUCAUGAUUAAAAGACCGACAAAAGCAAGACUCUUCCUUCCCAAGGUAGGUGCCUUUGGUUACUCAAAUAGAGUUAUUAGUUUUUUCGUUCUUUUUUCUUCCAUCGUUAAGCUCUGCAGUCACUUUUUCGAGCCUCGUUUGAGACAAGUGGCGGUCUUUCUUCACUGUUUUUGAUUUAUUUUUGGAUUUCUUAUGUUUUGUUUGUUGUAAUGUUAAAAACUGGGGGUAAGUACCCCCAAUAUAUAUAUAUUUUUUUUGUGUGUGA
Molecule: messenger RNA, 2618 nt
Organism: Erythranthe guttata (spotted monkey flower)
Lineage: Eukaryota; Viridiplantae; Streptophyta; Magnoliopsida; Lamiales; Phrymaceae
Source: RefSeq, a predicted model, not a curated record